AUGCCUUUCUUCACCGCAGCCACCGCAUCUCUCCUAUACAGCAAAGCGCUACGCCGUCACCGGCAACAACAGCGCCAGAGGCUUCUCGUCUGGCUGGAGAACGUGUCGCCAGCGUUGCCGCCCAGCACGCCGGGCCUCGAAGCCGCCAUUCUGGGCCUUGUGGCCUACUACACCGUCAAGUGGAGAGUGAGGGAGACUUUUGGUUGA
Molecule: messenger RNA, 207 nt
Organism: Lecanosticta acicola
Lineage: Eukaryota; Fungi; Ascomycota; Dothideomycetes; Mycosphaerellales; Mycosphaerellaceae
Source: the annotation of a GenBank genome assembly